AUGCAGACAAUGCAGUUGCUGCUCAGACAGCCUCUACGCAACGGCCUCGCUAUCAUACGGCCUCCUUGUCAGCGUUCCUUCGUCUCAUCCGUACCUCCGAAGAAGCUCUCUCUUUCCGCCCAGAACCCCGCGUCACGACAGGGAUCAAUCUGCCUUCAAUGCCGAUUUAGGACACAGUCACGCAGAUAUUCUUCUCCUUCGAAACAGGAAAAUGAAUUGCCAUCAUCAAAACCUACCCCCGAGCUUGAGAACCUACACACCAUUCCCGACACCGGUAAAGAUUUCGCCUCGGCAACUGUCAAUAACGAAGGACAAGAGGUUACAGAGUCUAUACGCUUGGAGGAGAAACAAACUUCGAAUCCAUUAGAGGAAGACAACCUUCCUUCGGAUGCGGAGAGACGCCGUUCUCAGCUCUCCAAGAAAUUUACGGAUCUUAUGGACAACAUACAGGGAAAUGUGUUCAUUGCGGGUCAAAAAUUGAACGACCUGACAGGAUAUUCAGGAAUUGAGAAGCUGAAACAGAAUAUUGAAACACAAGAGAACCAAGUACUAGAAAACCGCUCUCUUGUCCGACAAGCCAAAGAAGCAUAUUCCGCAGCCAUCAACAGUCGCUCCGCCUCCCAGCGUGAAGUCAAUGAACUUCUCCAAAGAAAACACGCCUGGUCUGCCGCAGAUCUUGAGCGCUUCACAUCUCUCUACCGUUCCGACCACGCCAACGAGGUUGCUGAAACCGAAGCACUGGAACGUCUCACAAAAGCGGAACACGAACUGGAAGAGGCAACUGCAAGACUCAAUCGCAGCAUUCUUUCUCGCUAUCAUGAAGAACAGAUUUGGUCCGAUAAGAUUCGACGGAUGAGUACAUGGGGUACAUGGGGUUUGAUGGGCGUGAAUGUCCUGUUGUUUCUCAUCUUCCAGAUCCUCGUCGAGCCGUGGCGACGACGCCGGUUAGUGAAAGGGUUUGAAGAAAAGGUCAAAGAAGCAAUUGAGACUGAGGCGGAGGCCAGUAGGACGAUUGUUGCUGGUCUUACUCGGGCCGUUGAAGCCGGAGCAGCUACUACGGCGGUAGCUUCAGCGGCUGCAGAACCGGUUGCUGAAAUGGCAGUCUCGGAAAGUAUCCUAGAAGACGUUGUAUCGGACGAACCGAACACAGUGCUCGUCGCUGCCCCAGGUGAGGUGGCGCCUGUUGACGCCAUACCCGAAGAAGGUCUUGCAGAAAGAACGUUCGCCGACCAGUUGUCUACAUACGCUUCGACUGAAUAUUGGAGAGAGGUUAUCCAAGACAUCUCCAGUGACCGUAACGUUGUCCUUACGCAGCGUGAGCUAACGAAAAUCGCCCUACAGAGUGCUACUGUUGGCGCCACGAUCAUCGGUCUCACGAUCGCGAUUUUCCGAUUGAAUUGA
Molecule: messenger RNA, 1401 nt
Organism: Talaromyces marneffei
Lineage: Eukaryota; Fungi; Ascomycota; Eurotiomycetes; Eurotiales; Trichocomaceae
Exons: 2
Coding region: 1-1401 (466 amino acids)
Biological process (GO): inner mitochondrial membrane organization
Cellular component (GO): mitochondrial inner membrane
Source: RefSeq, a predicted model, not a curated record